AUGGAUCAGAAGGCGGUGUGUGCGGGAUGUCACCGCAUCAUCACAGACAGGUUCCUGCUUAGAGUCACCGACGGCCUCUGGCACGAGGGCUGCGUGCGGUGCUCGGCGUGCGGGGACGCGCUCAACAACUCCUGCUUUCUGCGGGACCGCAAACUUUACUGCAAGCGGGACUAUGCUGAUCUGUUUGCAGUGCGUUGUGGGGGCUGCUCCGAGGCCGUGUCUCCUACGGAGCUGGUGAUGCGUGCCGGGGCCGCUGUGUUCCACCUGCGCUGCUUCACCUGCAGCGCUUGUUCCUGCCGCCUGCAGACCGGAGACCGCUGUGUCCUCAGGGAGGGACAGCUACUGUGUGCCAGAGAGGACUACCACCAGUGUCUGGCCAGUCCCACCUCCUCGGACACAGGUAAAAGUGAGGAUGAUGAAGAAGAUGAGGAGGAGGAGGAAGAGGACUCUGAGAAAGCUACCGGCAGACGAAUCAGAUCAGAAGACCUGGAAAGUAAACGUCCUAAAAGACCUCGCACUAUUUUGACCACCCAACAAAGACGAACCUUUAAAGCCUCCUUCGAGGUCUCGUCCAAGCCCUGCAGAAAGGUAAGGGAGACCUUGGCAGCAGAGACUGGCCUGAGUGUCCGGGUUGUGCAGGUCUGGUUCCAGAACCAAAGAGCCAAGAUGAAGAAAUUGGCGAGGAGACAGCAGCAGCAACAGGAGCAGCAGCAGACUCAGGAACAGCACGAGCACCCGUCACACCAUACAGCGCCCCCCUGUGGUGGUUUGCCCUCUGAGCUGGAGCGCCUGGGCUCCUCUUAUUCCCACAGUCAGCAGCAGCAGAAACAGCAGCAGCAGAUGGGGUUCACCACACUGGAGCAGCAGGACUAUGACAUGGACCCCUUCAGACAGGGCCUGACCCCGCCUCAGAUGCCUGGGGAUCACAUGCACCCCUACGGCUUCAAGGGCCUGUACGGUGAAAUGGACAGAGAGCCUCUUUGUCAUGUGGCUGACAGGGACUGCCUCUCCCUGGGCGGCUCCUCUCUUCUUACUCCUAUUGACUGUCUCUACUCCAUGCAGGACUCGUACUUCACCUCCUGA
Molecule: messenger RNA, 1083 nt
Organism: Limanda limanda (common dab)
Lineage: Eukaryota; Metazoa; Chordata; Actinopteri; Pleuronectiformes; Pleuronectidae
Gene: lmx1a
Product: LIM homeobox transcription factor 1, alpha
Exons: 7
Coding region: 1-1083 (360 amino acids)
Biological process (GO): regulation of transcription by RNA polymerase II; neuron differentiation
Cellular component (GO): nucleus
Molecular function (GO): RNA polymerase II transcription regulatory region sequence-specific DNA binding; DNA-binding transcription factor activity, RNA polymerase II-specific
Source: RefSeq, a predicted model, not a curated record